CACAGCUACUAGACUUCAAAAAUCACAACAACUAUUAUCUUGCAAAUAACAACACCAACAUGUUUAGGAAGUGUAUAUGCGCAAUUGUCAUCGUAGCGAGUUCUGCUGUACUUGCUGCUCCAAUGAGGAGGUCUGCUACUGCAUUGUCGGUGUCAAAUUUUAACUCAUACAAUGUAGAUGAUGCUUUAGAUGUAUAUGAGGAUUUCAAGGCUCCCUUCAUGGGUUGCUAUGGUAUGCAGCGGAAAGGAAGCGACUGUACAGCAGACCGACAAAACGAUGCUUUCAUUAUCGCCGACCCCUCUUCCUCGUCAACAAAAGUGAUGGAAAUAAAGAUGAAAGCCGGUGCCCAUGGCACAAACCAGCACAGUGGUGGCCAAUUUAAUACGCUGCAGUUUGAAGACUAUGCGGGUCUUGAUGAGGCCACUUUAGAAUACAGCGUCUUCUUCCCUUCAGAUUUUGAGUGGGUCAAAGGGGGUAAACUACCCGGAUUGCAUGGUGGAGCAUCGUCCGGAAAAAUGCAAUGUUCGGGAGGCACCAAGAGUACUGGAACAAACUGCUGGUCAACCAGGCUUAUGUGGAGGGAGAAUGGCGCGGGCGAGGUCUAUUUGUACGCACCUAUGUCUCUGCAGUCUGAAGCUUUCUGCAAAAGAUGCGAUAACAUGAGUUCUUGCUCUACCUCUGAAGCGACUUGCUCAUUAAAUCGUGGAAGUUGGAGCUUUCAAAGAGGAAGUUGGUCGCAUGUCAAGCAGACAGUUCGUCUGAAUACUGUGGGGUCAAAUGAUGGUCAAAUCAAACUGUGGGUGAAUGGUAAUCUGGUGAUGUCAGAAACUAUUGUGCUGCGAAGCACUGAUUCGGUGACACACUUAGGCAUGUUUUACAGCGUGUUUUACGGAGGAUCGGGAUCGAGUUAUGCACCUAAAACUGAUCAAUCGCUGCAGUUUAAGAACUUCAAACUCACGGCCGGUUUGUAAUCGAGGAAAUCUCACACUGUUCUAAGAAUAUAUUCAGCUCGUGUGGCGUGACAUUCAGAUCCGAUAAGCCCAGGGAAAUACGUCAUGCCAGUGCGGUAUUGGCGAGCAUCGCAAAAAUAAUAAUUAAUAUACAUAAAUACCACAUCUCGAGAUA
Sphaeroforma arctica JP610 is the source of this 1125-nucleotide messenger RNA. RefSeq lists its product as hypothetical. The record is from RefSeq and is a predicted model, not a curated record. Lineage: Eukaryota; Ichthyosporea; Ichthyophonida. The coding region runs from base 60 to 971 and encodes 303 amino acids. The transcript has a single exon.